Molecule: messenger RNA, 1176 nt
Organism: Sycon ciliatum
Lineage: Eukaryota; Metazoa; Porifera; Calcarea; Leucosolenida; Sycettidae
Exons: 4
Coding region: 1-1176 (391 amino acids)
Biological process (GO): DNA integration
Molecular function (GO): nucleic acid binding
Source: RefSeq, a predicted model, not a curated record
AUGGGCUUUGGUUUAGCUGUCCCGCCAAAGUUCAUGGAUAUCGUAGUGAAGUGGGCGACCCGUGACUACCCAGAAGUCGGCAACUACGUUGAUGACCUUCGUGUUCCGUCAUCUGACACCGAUGCCGUCUCCGAUGUCCUGCUCAGUUAUGGUCUGCCUACCAAAGAAGCGGAGAACAUGGAGUCUGCUCGAGUGCUUGAUCGCCUUGCUGCCCAAGACCCCACCACUGGUCGCUGUAAUGUUCCAACAUCGCCUGACUCGGAAUGGACUCUGUAUUGUGAUGCUUCUGAUGUAGCUCUUGGUGUCGUUCUCGAGUCUUAUCAGUUUAGCAGAUAUUGCUCACCACCAGUCAGCUACCAAUCAGCUGACAGCACUAUUGCAGAAGCCAUCCUGUGUGUAGCUGACGGUCAGCUUAUGUGUACUGCCGCCUUCAAGAAGAUCAGGAGCAAACUCGUCGUGGAAGAUGGCGUACUGAAACGCAGCAUCAAGCUACCGCUCGGUGAGAUUGUGAAUGUGCCUGUUAUUGCCAAGUCUCUUGAGAGUAGUGUUCUCACUCACUCGCAUACACUGACCGGCCAUGGAUGCCGGGAAACUAUGUACCGUUUUCUUCGUGAGCGUUGUUUCGUCGCUGAUCUUGCUUCUAAGUGCCAGAAGUUUGUUACGUCGUGUCGUGAAUGCUGUGCAGCCAAUCCUCGACGAGGUGAGUCCGUACCUCCUGCACGUGCUAGUAUCGCUGAGGGUCCUUGGAACAUUGUCCAAAUUGACACUUUGGAGCUAGGAGCUGCUACUGACUACCACUGUGUACUUGUUAGUUACGAUACCUUCACGAAGUGGGUAGAAGGUGUGCCCUUACGGCGUCAUGAUGCUAAAAGUGUUGCGUCUGCCUUUGUUAACGUAUGUGCCCGCUGGGGCCCGCCAUCUGUUGUGCGAUGUGACAAUUGCACUGAAUUGUUCAACCAAGUAACUUCUGCGCUGUAUGAUGCAUUUGGAGUUACAGUUAAGAGAGGUGCAGUAAGGCAGCCACAGUCACAGGGAGCUGCUGAACGGUUUAACCGGACAUUGUUAAACCUGAUUCGCAAGACACUAGGUGAUGCAGAUGAUUGGCAUGCCGAGCUUGAUAUCUUGCUGUACUAUUAUCGUGUCUGCCCGCAGGCAAAAGUGUACUUCUCCUUAUGA